Molecule: messenger RNA, 1266 nt
Organism: Lagopus leucura (white-tailed ptarmigan)
Lineage: Eukaryota; Metazoa; Chordata; Aves; Galliformes; Phasianidae
Gene: ACP3
Product: acid phosphatase 3
Exons: 11
Coding region: 1-1266 (421 amino acids)
Biological process (GO): lysosome organization; dephosphorylation
Cellular component (GO): plasma membrane; lysosome
Molecular function (GO): acid phosphatase activity
Source: RefSeq, a predicted model, not a curated record
AUGGGAGUGAUAUGGCUGCCCAACCCAUCUCGGAUUCUAUGUUUUGCUUUUCAUGUUACCUUCAUUCUGUUUCAGCUAGCAACUGCAGAAAGAGAACUGAAGUUCGUGGUUGCAGUUUUCCGGCAUGGUGACCGAUCACCUGUUGUAAACUUUCCAACUGAUUUACACAAAGAAAGUGAAUGGCCCCAAGGAUUUGGACAACUUACCAAGACUGGAAUGCAGCAGCUCUUUGAACUUGGACAGUACACGAGGAAAAGAUAUUCAAACUUUUUGAACAGCACAUACAACCGGAAAGAGUUCUAUAUCCAAAGCACAGAUUUUGACCGUACCAUUAUGAGUGCCCAGUCAUACCUUUCUGGCCUCUUUCCACCAACAAGCAGUCAAAUUUGGAACCCUGAGCUCCUCUGGCAACCAAUUCCUGUUCAUGUUGUAACAAAAUCAACAGAUCGGAAGCUGCUUUUUCCUCUGCGUGGCUGUCCGCAUUUUGAUGAACUUCAGAAUGAAACCCAAACAUCUAGUGAAUUUCAAAGUAGAAUACAACCAUACAUGGAUUUUUUGCAAACAAUGGCAGUUAACACAGGACUUGAACUAAAUAAUCUGAAAAUACUGGACAAUUUCCAGCUCUGGAAUACAUAUGAUACACUGUACUGUGAGAGUAUUCACAAUUACUCUCUACCUGUAUGGGCCACCAAAGAUACAGUGGGCAAGAUGGAAAAACUGGCAGAAUUGGCCUUAUUAUCACUAUUUGGAGUUUAUAAAACAGAAGAGAAAUCACGACUACAAGGAGGUGUCCUUGUGAAUAUUAUUUUAAAUAGUAUUAAACAAGCUACCAAUUCCUCAAAAGAAAGAAAAAUGGAGGUCUACUCUGCACAUGACACCACAAUUGGGGCCAUCCAGAUUGCUCUCAAUAUUUUCAAUGGAAAACUGCCACCAUAUGCUGCUUGCCAGUUUUUUGAACUCUACCAAGAUAACAGCGGGCGGUACAGCAUUGAAAUGCAUUAUCGGAAUGACUCUUCAGUGGAUCCUUACUUACUCACUCUGCCAGGAUGCACCUCUUCUUGUCCACUUGAGAAGUUUGCUGAAUUAGUUUCUCCUAUAAUUACCGAAAAUUGGUCAAAAGAAUGUGGGAAUAAAGACAGAAUGAAAGAUAUCUAUAUUGGAUUUGAUGUUGCCGUUGGCUUGUUGUUCAUAUUCAACCUUGUUCUACUCUAUCUCCUUUAUCACUAUGGACGCUGCAGGCGCAGAAACAAUUACCAAGACAUUUAA